AAUAGUUAAAUCGAGUUUAACGAAAGAUUCAGAUCCUUAUUCUUCUCCACCGGAUCUCGAAAUCGGAGAAUUAGCUAAACGAUGGCCGCCGACGGAAUAUUCCGCAGCAUCUUCGAAGGUUGUAUCUCCGGCCUUGAUUCCGCCAUCGAGCGGCGUCCUUACCACAAAAACUGCGGAUGUGCUCUCCACGAUAAAUCAAGCGGCGCUGGGAAAAAUCAAAAUCAACGACGGCCGCCGUCUUGUCGCCGCCACGGAAGCUCAGAGAGCAUCUCGUUCCCGAUCCGACGGUCUUGGAGCGAAGGCAACAUCAUGGCUAUGAAUCUCUUCUCCUCAUCGUCGUCUUCUUCUAAUCUCCAAUCGCUUUCUUCGUCUUCUUCGCUCUCAAAUCUGGCAUCAGAUUUACCGGUGGAUGAUGCUGCGACGGAGGAAUCGAGCAGAUCUAAUAAGCAGCUACGAUGGACGAUCGACGAAGAUGAUUGAUGAUUGAUGAUGAUGAUCAAUUCCAGGUUGUUAACUUUUGCUAAUCUCUGUUUAAUUAAUUUUCUUAAUAAUUGUAUUUGAGGACA
This is a messenger RNA of Arabidopsis arenosa, 566 nucleotides long. Lineage: Eukaryota; Viridiplantae; Streptophyta; Magnoliopsida; Brassicales; Brassicaceae. The record is from the annotation of a GenBank genome assembly.